This is a messenger RNA of Lycium barbarum (goji berry), 1059 nucleotides long. Its product is annotated as glycine-rich cell wall structural protein 1-like. The transcript has a single exon. The record is from RefSeq and is a predicted model, not a curated record. Bases 1 to 1059 code for a protein of 352 amino acids. Lineage: Eukaryota; Viridiplantae; Streptophyta; Magnoliopsida; Solanales; Solanaceae.
AUGGCUAAUUUUAGUCGUUCGUUGUGUGUGGCUCUUCUUGUACUAAGCAUUGUUAUGGCAUGCAUGGAGGAGGGACGUGGGGAGGAUGGAGAUGAUUAUUGCAACUAUGGUGGUUGGCGUGGCUGCAAAAGCUUUUAUAAUCGUGUAGGAGGAGGAGGUGGUGGUGGAGGAGGAGGAAGUGGCAAUGGAGGUCCGGGACACGGAGAAGGUCAUGGUGCAGGGGCAGGUGUUGGUGUGGGAGGUGGUGGAGGUGGAGGAGGCCAUGGUGGUGGUGGUGGGAAUGGAGCUGGUGGUUCUGGUCAUGGUGAAGGAUUUGGAGCUGGAGUUGGUACAGAAGGUGGUGGUGGAGGUGGUGGAGGGUCUGGAGGUGGAGGUGUUAGUGGUGUAGAUGGAGGGUAUGGUCAUGGUAGUGGUUUUGGAGCAGGUGCAGGUUUUGGAACUUUUGGUGGACGUAAAGGUGGUGGCGGUUUUGCAGGGGGAGGUGGAGGAGGUGGUGGUGGUGGUGGUGGAGGUGGUGAGGGUGGUUCUGCAGGAGGAUCAGGUCAUGGUAGUGGCUUUGGUGCUGGAGUUGGUGGGGGAGUCAGUGGGGCAGGUGGAGGUGGUGGUGGUGGUGGUGGCGGCGGCGGUGGCACCAACGGUGGGUAUGGUCAUGGAAGUGGUUUCGGAAUGGGUGUAGGUUUUGGUGGAAAUGGAGGUGGUGGUGGUGGAGGGGGAGGUGGAGGUGGAGGUGGAGGUGGUGGCAGCAAUGGCGCUGGUGUAGGUUCUAGCCACGGAAGUGGUUUUGGGGCAGGUGGUGGAUUUGGUGGUGCUGGUGGUGGCAGUGGUGGAGGAGGUGGAGAAGGAGGAGGAGGAGGAGGUAGAAACACUACUGAUGACAAUGGUCUGGGUGAAGGAUAUGGGCAUGGAGAAGGCAGUGGCUAUGGUAGCAAUAGUAAUAAUGGUGGUAUUGGAAUGGGAUUUGGUAUGGGCAUGGGAUUUGGCUUUGGCAUUGGAACAGCUACAAGUGCAAAUUCUAGUCCUGUUGAUGAAGCUAGCAAGAUUGGUGACAAACAACCCUAA